CGCUGUACAUCGCGAGAAUUUGUUGCAGGGCCCUUAUAAAGUCGCUGCCCCACGUUUUCACCUUUCUCAGAUAUCCGUCCAGUACAGUCGUCGUACGGUGUUGUGUGGUGGUACGAAAAAGAUGGAAGAUAGCAUGGAUAUGGACAACGUGUCUCCUUUGCGCCCUCAGAAUUUCUUAUUCGGAUGUGAACUUAAAGCGGAUAAAAGAGAAUAUUCAUUCAAAGUUGAUGAUGAUGAAAACGAGCACCAACUUUCACUAAGAACAGUUAGUUUAGGUAUGUCUGCUAAAGAUGAAUUGCACAUUAUUGAAGCAGAAGGAAUGAACUAUGAAGGAAAAAUGAUAAGAAUAUCACUUGCAUCCUUAAAGCCAUCAGUGCAACCAACGGUGUCUCUUGGCGGCUUUGAAAUUACUCCACCAGUAACUCUGCGAUUGAAGUCUGGUUCAGGACCGGUGUAUGUUAGUGGGCAACAUCUUGUAGCUUUAGAAGAGGAUCUGGAGUCUUCUGAUGAGGAAGAGAGCACAGCUGAUCCAAAAACAAUAAAGCGUGCUGCUUCUAUAAAUGCAUCGAAGAUACCCCAGAAAAAGGCAAAGGUAGAAGAGGAAGAUGACGAGGAUGAUGAUUUUGAAGAGGACGAUGAAGAGAAAGAUGAAGAAACUCCAAUUAAGAUUCCAAAAUCUAAAUCUGUGCAAAAGUCAAAUCAUAACGGGAAGGCUACAGAACAGUCUACUGCAAAAUCUCCAAAGACGCCUGAGCAACAAGUAAAACCAAAUAAACCCGUAACACCAAGGACUCCCAAAACACCUUUCACACUUGAAGAAAUUAAAGCAAAAAUGAAAUCUUCUUUAGACAAGGGUGGAAGCCUUCCAAAACUGGAAUCAAAGUUUGUGAACUAUGUGAAGAAUUGUUUUAGGACUGAUGAUCAAAAGAUAAUUCAAGACCUCUGGAAGUGGAGACUGUCUCUGAAAGAUGGAAAAUAAUCUGCAUCUUUGUUCUGUGUCAACUUGGUUUUUGUCACAGAAUACUUUGAUAUUUUUGUUUUAAUAGCCAUUUUUCACAUUGGAGUGUUUGUGGGGUUUUGUUUUUUAUUUCGUAAAUUCAAAGUGACAUUAACAUGUAACAUACUAAAGUGUGUUAAAAUAAAUUUCACGAUUUUUA
Molecule: messenger RNA, 1157 nt
Organism: Pelobates fuscus (common spadefoot toad)
Lineage: Eukaryota; Metazoa; Chordata; Amphibia; Anura; Pelobatidae
Gene: NPM1
Product: nucleophosmin 1
Exons: 11
Coding region: 122-979 (285 amino acids)
Biological process (GO): chromatin remodeling; ribosomal large subunit export from nucleus; ribosomal large subunit biogenesis
Cellular component (GO): ribonucleoprotein complex; nucleolus; nucleoplasm
Molecular function (GO): RNA binding; chromatin binding; histone binding
Source: RefSeq, a predicted model, not a curated record